AUGAAAUUCAUGUUUCUAAAUUCAACGUACUCUUAUUAAUGGGUUGCAAGAGGAAGGAAGAAUUCUAUUUAAAAAAACCGAGCGUCAUCUACCUCCAGAUUCAAUUAGAAGUUCGAAGACCCUAAAAUGGCAGAGCCCACUGCUCGGUAAGCAGGAUGCAGGGUCUAGGGGUUGAGGUGGGCUAGAGAUAAAGGAUCUAUCUCCUCAACAUAGGGGGAGGUAAUUUCGUUCUUGAAUUUCUCUCGCAACAAUUAUUGCUCAGCGAAAUGGCAGCAGUAGUGGUAGUGACUCAACUAUUGUGCCGGCCACCGUCGUGGAACGCCGGGCGCCCACCGGCGGCAGUCCGAUUAACCACCAAAUGCUCAUUAAGCAAACAAGGCCAGCGCUUCCUCUCCUCCCUAGCCAUCGCCGCCGACGAUGACGCCGCCGCCAAUCGCUUAAUCUGUAAAUUCGUAGCUUCUUCUCCCAAAUCAGUAGCUCUCAACGCCCUCUCCCAUCUGCUCUCCCCCGCCACCGCGCACCCCCACCUCUCCUCCCUCGCCCUCCCUCUAUACUGUAGAAUAACCGAGGCUUCAUGGUUCAGCUACAAUCCGAAGCUAGUUGCAGACGUCGUGGCUUUGUUGUACCAACACCACCGAUUGAACGAAGCCGAAACCCUAGUUUACGAAGCAGUUUCGAAACUAGGAGAUCGGGAACGAGAUCUAGCUCUCUUCUACUGCACUCUGAUCGAUUCUCACUCCAAGCAGGGCUCGAAACGAGGGUUUUUCGAUUCUUACGAGCGGUUGAAGCAACUGGCGUCUAGUUCUUCUUCCGUCUAUGUAAAGCAACGAGCUUUUGAAUCGAUUGUCAAAUGCCUCUGCGUUUUGGAUCUGCCUCGCGAGGCGGAGAGUGUGAUGAAGGAGAUGAGAAGCUCGGGGCUCAAAACGUCAGUGUUCGAGUUCAGGUCUGUCGUGCACGCUUACGGGAAAUUAGGGUUCUUCGAGGACAUGAACAGAAUCAUAUCCCAAAUGGAAAACGAAGGGUUUGCAAUGGACACAAUCUGCUCAAACAUGAUUCUCUCAUCAUACGGAGUCCAUAACAGGCAGUCUGAAAUGGUUAAGCAGCUUCGAAGAAUGAAGGAUUCAGGCAUUCCCUUCUCGAUCAGGACCUACAAUUCGGCCUUGAAUUCCUGCCAAGCAAUGUCAUUAAAGCUUCAAUAUCCCAAGAACCUUCCUCUUUCGAUCGAACAAUUGGUGGAGACUUUGAACGGCGGCGAGGCUAUGCUAGUUCGGGAGCUGGUGGAUUCGUCGGUUUUGGCGGAUGCAAUGGAAUGGAAUUCGUCGGAGGCGAAGUUGGAUUUGCACGGAAUGCAUUUGGGGUGUGCUUAUUUGGUGAUUCUGCAGUGGGUAGAGGAGGCGCGGAGGAGGUUCAGAUCCGGGAAAUGGAUGGUUCCCGCGGAGGUGACGGUGGUUUGCGGGUCGGGAAAGCACAGCGUUGUGAGAGGGGAGUCGCCGGUGAAAGGGUUGGUGAGGGAAAUGAUGGUGCGGAUGAAGAGUCCGAUGAGAAUUGACAGGAAGAACAUAGGGUGUUUCGUUGCCAGAGGCGAGGUUGUGAAACAGUGGUUAUGUUGAUUUUGAAACACUGUUCAUGGGACAGCUCCCUAAUUAUAUUAAUUAAUUGGGUUUUAAAAAUUUAUAAAUAAAAAUAAUUGCUACUAAGAGAAAAGAGCACUGAACAUUUUUCCAAA
Messenger RNA from Malania oleifera, 1726 nucleotides. RefSeq names its product pentatricopeptide repeat-containing protein At2g17033. Gene Ontology annotation, molecular function: protein binding. The transcript has 2 exons. Lineage: Eukaryota; Viridiplantae; Streptophyta; Magnoliopsida; Santalales; Ximeniaceae. The coding region runs from base 267 to 1610 and encodes 447 amino acids. The record is from RefSeq and is a predicted model, not a curated record.